UUGUAUAAGGUUUUCAAAUUGUUUGUUUCAUUAGACAAGAUACUAUACACUACUUUUUGUACUGAUUAAGAUUCUUGUUUUGUUGUAGUAAGAUAAGAUGGAGUAUCCAAUUCGACUAAGGAUAAAUAAACUGCUGGGUGUGUUCUUUCCAUUUACUCUUACUUUCCCUUUUAUUUGAAUUUGUAUAUGUUUGAGAUUUAUAAGUAUUAAACUAAUCCUCAUAAAAUCCUUUCUUAAUAUAAUAUACAAACACAAGCACACACGUCUGUUGAUGAUGAAUUAUUUACAUGUUAACCCUCAUUUUUCUAGCUAAACAAACAACUCUUCUCUCUUUUAAAAAGAGAAAAAGUGGCUAGAAUGAUUUGUUCCAUUAUAUUCUUAAUGUCUUGACCAUUCAACCACACGCAAGCAAAACAGAAAAGAAAAGCUGGGAAAAUCUGAGAAAAGUUGAGACAAAGAAUAAAAUAGCAACAGAAAGCUAUAAAGGGUGUGGCUAUACUUAUUUAUUAUAGAUGAAUGAGCAAUAUUGUUCAUUUUUAAGGCCACUGAUGGAGUUGAAUAAAGACCUGAAAUGUCUGAUUGAGAGAGCUUGGGCUAUAAAUGGUAAGUUCGACUGUGAAAUCGAGCAGAGUAUUAAGCUCUGCAAGUUUUGCUCAGAGCAUGGUCGUUUGUGCGAUGUUGCAGAUCAGAUCCCAGUUGAGGAGAGGCAGAGCUUGAUUGCCAUAAGAGAUUCGUUGAAGCAAGUUGAGAACAUCCUUUUGUUUCAACAGAAGCUGCUGUGUUGGCAAGAGAGAGAGAAAAAUGAAGCUGUAAUUCGUUUGAAAGAAAGCAGAACAGCUUUAAUGGAGUUGGUGAGGAGUUAUGAAGCGAAGGCACCAGAUGUGUUGAGAGAAUUAAAUGUAUGUUUUAGUGAUGAAGAUGUUGUAGUUCUUCACAGCUUUAAAGAUUGUGAACCCAACAAGAAAUGGUGGAAGCACUACUGGCCCAAACCUUUUGGUUUUGCGAUGAAGUGUUUGAUGUUCUCGGCUACCAUAUCAUAUAUGAUUCGUUUUAAUCACAAUAGCAGUUCCAGAUCAAAAAUUCCUUCAUUUUUGGGUUCAACACAAGCUCAAGUGUCCAGGACCAAAACUCCUCUGGCUCCUUUGAAUGUCUUCCAUGCCAGGGGUUGAGUACUGUUUAGUUUUUUCUAGAAAUAUUGCUCCCUGAAACAAUUUUUUUCUUUUUUCUUUUUAAAUAGGAAGAAUGAAUCGAAUUCGUCGAAUGAAUUAUAAGGAAUGUAAUUUUAUUUUUCAUCA
Molecule: messenger RNA, 1295 nt
Organism: Humulus lupulus (European hop)
Lineage: Eukaryota; Viridiplantae; Streptophyta; Magnoliopsida; Rosales; Cannabaceae
Exons: 2
Coding region: 513-1169 (218 amino acids)
Biological process (GO): chloroplast fission
Source: RefSeq, a predicted model, not a curated record